AUGUUUACACCAAAUAUUGUGCCUAAGACCGAUACAAAGCCCUUGCCAUCGGAGUUGAACAAGUCCAAUCCUCAACCAACCCAGCCUUUACAAGAAUGGCCCGGCAAAGGUCUCCGUGUGUCAUCACUCCUUGAAUGGUACGCGGCGUCGACAACUCGCGGAACUCGGACACCGCAGUGGUUUGAACGAUUCGGAAAGGAGUAUGAGUACGAAGAUCAAACAGUCCAUCGCUACUGGAGAUGGGUGGACAAAGUCAGUUAUGAGAGGUUUCAGAAGUGGCAUCAGGAAUGGCCUUUGGUGGGUGAUGUCACUCAGGAAAAUAUCCUUGUUAGUCAAGCAAGGCGUGUUUUUCAGCUUGAAUUCAACGCAGUCGCCAGGUUAAAGAAUUCACUUGUGCAUGAGCGUGGACUUGGUGUGGGCAAGGGUCCUCGACCGGUUGUUCCGCGGAAGAGGAAAAACGAUUCAUGUUUAUCUUUGUUAUGUUGUUUCCCUACUUCAGGUGUCAACUACAUUCUUUUUUUGGGCGUUGUUGUCACCAGGUUAAAUUCUCGAUACUUCCCUUUUGUCCCUUUUGUCCACUACAUCAUAGAUCUGUCUGACCCUGAAAAUGAAAAUAAUUCGAUAUGUUCACGUAGCAUCCAUAUCACUGCAUCAGAAGACCUCGGAUGGAGGGCUCUGCCUUUUGAUAAUCACGAUCAACCACAAGACCUAGACACCGACUUGGUCUUUGCGCUACUUCCACUGAGCGGUGAUUGGCCACAAUCAGAUGCCCUUGACUACCAAUGGGCUUGUAAACCUGCCAAUGUGGAUGUGGACCAAACUGGUCGUAUUUGUUAUUGGGACGGCCGUACCACCCAUCACGCUAUCAUCAAUUCCCCAAAUCCAGCCAUCGAUAACAUCCUUUUGAAUGCAUGUGCUCUUGAUGCAAAUCACGACACUCUGAAGGAUCAUCUUUGGUUCGCACAGAUGUUUAUCCAUGCAGCGUGCCUUUUUGAUAAAUUCUGA
Molecule: messenger RNA, 1005 nt
Organism: Melampsora larici-populina 98AG31
Lineage: Eukaryota; Fungi; Basidiomycota; Pucciniomycetes; Pucciniales; Melampsoraceae
Exons: 2
Coding region: 1-1005 (334 amino acids)
Source: RefSeq, a predicted model, not a curated record